Messenger RNA from Menidia menidia (Atlantic silverside), 1965 nucleotides. NCBI's taxonomy places the organism in Eukaryota, Metazoa, Chordata, Actinopteri, Atheriniformes, Atherinopsidae. The record is from the annotation of a GenBank genome assembly.
AUGAAACAUCUUGGGACGUUUCCGAUAAAAAAUGGGGGUGUUCAGAGUGUAGAGGAAGCCCAGGCCCGUUUCUCCUACCUGGCAAGGAAUAAAAAGCUGUGGAGUCAACGGAUGUUCCUGGAUGUCGGAAGGGAGGCCAUUCACCUCCGGGAUGUAAACAGUCAGGACGAGCUGGAGAACUACUCUUUGAGAGAGGUCUACCGCUGUGACGCCAUCGAUUCAGAGGAACACUCGUCUUUGCUCCAGCUAGUCUGCCGGGGGGUAAAUCAGGAGGAACCGGAUGUUCUGUUCUUCAACUGUGAGACAGUGAGAGCAGAGCAGAUCCGGGAUGACAUCAGACGGGCAGUUUCGGCCUCCUCCGCCAAAAACAAGAAGCUCGUGGAUGCUCUCAGGUUUCCUCAGAGUGGAGGAGGGAUGUAUGACCCCUAUAACAUACCCAGUCCCCCCGUCCCACAUGCCCCAAACGCCCCUCCAGCCAACCCCCCACCCUACCCUGGACCCAGAGCAAACGGCAUCAACGGCGGCCCUGAUAUCUCCUUCCUGCGAGCGGAGAGAGAAGUGGGCAUCCUCAAUCACUGUUUUGAUGACAUUGAGAGCUUCAUGUCCAAGCUGCAGCAGACUGCCGAGGCCGCCACGGUGCUGAACCAGAGGAAGAAGAAGAAGAAGAAAAGUAAAAAGCAGAGUGCUGAAGAGGAUUUGCUCACUGCAAAGGCCCUCCCUCCACCAGAGGAGGAGUUUGUUGACAUCUUCCAGAAAUUCAAAUACUGCUUCUGCCUUUUGGCUCGUCUGAAAUCAACCAUUUCCAAUCCCUCCUCAGAGGAGCUUGUACAUCAUGUGUUCAAACCUCUGGACAUGAUGGUAAAGACGACGGGAGGACCGGCGCUGGGAGCCUCGGUGUCCAGCCCUGCCCUGACCGGCUCUGCUGUGACCCUGCUGCAGGACACUCUCAGCGAGGAGGAGAGGCAGCUGUGGACCUCUCAGCUCAGAGGACCUGUGGCUCCAUACACUCCCGUGUUCUUGGACGGCUGGAAGCCGGAAGCCUCUCGGGCGGACGGGCAGGUUUGGGAGGAUCCGGUCGAGUCACAGCACAAACAUGAAGCCCUCCUCGUCAAACAAGAGGUAUGGAAUACCUGUGUAAGACAAGCCGAUUUGCUCUCAUACACAACGACUCUUAUCCUGUCUGUGUUCUGCCGUCCCAGGGACGCGUUCCCCCCAGAGAACGAGAGGGUGUACAGCUGCAGCUACGACUUCAUAGCCAGGAACAGCAGCGAGCUCUCAGUGCAGCACGGGGAGACUCUGGAGGUCAUUGAAUCCUCCAAGCGCUGGUGGAAGUGUCGGAAUCGGUUAAACCAGAUCGGCUUCGUGCCCUUCAACAUCCUGGAACCCUUAGCGCACGUCGACAGCCCCGCCAGCAGCCGGCCUCCCAGCGCUCCAGCCCCGCCCUCCCUCACCAGGACUUUCUCCGCAGUCCCACCCAGCCCCCCCGCUCUGCACCGCGCCCCCUCCCACUCCCCACAGCACCCUCACAGGUUACCGGCCUACGGCCAGCACGCCCCAGCGGGAGAGGACACGGAUAAAGUCAUGAUGGUGAACGACGAGCUGCUGCAGAGGCUGACCAACGGAAAGGCCAAUCUGAACAAACCCCUGGUCAUCCCUCGCUCCUCAGAGACCUCCGUCCCCCUGAAUUAUCACUCCCCUCCGGAGGAGGUGGCCGAGUGGCUCCGAGGGAAAGGCUUCAGCGAGCCGACGGUGACCUGUCUGGGUGUGCUGACCGGCGCACAGCUCUUCUCCCUCAACAAAGAGGAGCUCCGAGCCGUGCUUCCGGAUGAGGGUGCCAGAGUCUACAGCCAGCUCAGCGUGCAGAAGGCGCUGCUGGAGGAUGCCAGGAGGGCCACGGAGCUGGAGGCGGUUAUGGAAAAACAGAAGAUGAAAGUUGACCUGAAGCUGGAGAGCAGCACGCUGUGA